AUGAAUGACACCAGGCCCCAGUCUCUGUUCUUCGUCAGUCUGCCGGAGCUACAAAAACUCUGUGCCACUACAGUAACACUGAGUUCUCAGAUACCGGAAACUGAGACAAGGAAUACACAGCUAAAGAUUUGCAGACAGUUAUUAUUCCUGCAUCAAGACAUCCUUUCUGCACCUGUUAUUGGAACACUAAAUCAACUUUCAGUUGUAAUGGCGAUACCAUUUUACAAAUCAGGCAUAUGCCAAGCCUACAUAGAGAAACAAGGAGCUACUCUGGAAGCACCACAAACAGUUAGUCCAGCCAUUCUCCAAACCUGUCUCUCCUACACGCUUACAGCCAGACUUGCACCCAGAUGGAACAAGGCUGGUCAUCUCUUGGUGCAAGGUAAAGAUUUUUUGUCUCAUUCAGGAAGGCAAAAUGCUGUUGUUAUAGACCUCAAUGUAUCAGAGAGACAGCUUUGCAUCAGUGUGGAGCCUUGCUCAAUUCGGUUGCCACCCCCUGAGCUGGGAGAUUUUGAUAUUUCAGCAAACACCUUAAAGCUGUUUGACAGCAAUGAAAAUACAGUUAUUCACCAACAUUCCAUAUUAAGUAACUGGUGCUAUGUUUUGCCAAGCAUGAAAAUGGGUCAGAUCAUAAACAUCAGCCACAUAAUUCCUCCAGAAUCUCCUUUCCAUUCAUAUAAAGAAUUUCAGAUACACUGGAAGAAUCUGUAUGGAUAUAUUCUUCCAGAGGAUCUUGAAGAGACAAAAAUAUACUUCAGUGUUUACUUCAAACCAAUAGGGGAAAGAUUCUUUACGUACCCUUUAAGUUGCAUCCGAAGUCAGCCAGUGCAGUAUUUCCCUAGAACAGGUUCAGAAAAUGUAUUGAAUUCUUUUCUUUCUGACAUGAAGCGUAAUCUUUCACAUAUAUGUGGAUUUCCAGUAAAGAUGACAAGUAAAGCACUUUAUGCUACACAGGAACUCUUCAGGGCUCCGGUGCGUGAAAUAAAAUCUAAGCAUAUGAAAUUGGCUGGUGAGAUGGUUUGUGUAGUAUCUCUAACGCAGGCUCCUCCAAGGAAACAGACUUUGCCUAGAAUUUCUUCACCAUGCAGUAUGGAAAACAGCCACUGGAUGGAGCGUUUGUUCAAAGAGCCAGAAACACACGCUUUUCCGAGUAGCCGUAAGGAUACAGAAAAGGUUAGCAUUGGAGCAACAGAGAAAUCAGUGAAUAAGAGGCAAAUACCAGAAGUACCAGAGUUACCAGUUGUGAAAUCUUUAGGAGUGUCUAUAAAUUCAGCCUUUGAACUACCCUCCAAAAAAGUCAGCAAAAUUAUACCAAUUUUCAAAGGAAAGUUGAUGCAAAUGAAUGGAAAGCCCACAAAUCAAAUGAAUGGGAAGAAAAGAGAACAUGCUGAAAGACAUUCACCAAUAAAAAUUAUGGGUGUUUCAUCUUCUAUGCUAAGUGUGUGCAAGUCUAGCAUAACUCAGGUUUACAAACCUGUUCAAAAUAUGUCAGUCAAAAAUCCUACUCAUAGCAGCGUACUUCAGGUAAUGAAUGCGAAAACAUAUACGAAACAUGGUAUACCUGUAUUUCGGUGGAAAACAGAGUCUGGUGGACAAAUGACUAAUUCUGAUUUUUCUGAUAACUUGGCUUUGGGUGGGAAUUCAAGUGAAGUCAACCACGAAAAGGCAAACCCUCCUUCUUUUCUUAAGAAUGUUGGGUCAGUGCUUCAGAAAUCGAACAUCAAUCUGAAUCUGAAUACAUAUCCAUCUCCUACUUCCAGUGCAAGAAGGGGAAAAAAGUUUGCAAGUCAAAAUACCACGCAAGUUCUUGAGAAACAACACCAGUCAAAGAAAGUACAUUUGCAGAUUUGUAAAUUAGACAAUGAAAUGACAAAUUCCAGUUUAUCACAGCAACAAAGAAAGAGAUCAAAUGAAGGAGUAGAGUUAAAUAUUCAUGAAUCUGUCUUAAAUGAUACAGUGUGCAUCUCCAAAAAUGAAGAAAAUAAAGCAGCCUGCCACUCUAAGGUCUAUAUUGCUAAGACAACCAGUCAUCAUUCCAAGUCUAACUUUGAACAGAUGAUUACAGGGAAUGAGGAUCUGACAUGUGAAACACUGACCUCAAAACCGACUUCCUCAGUCAAGGAGAGCAACAUGGAAGCAUCUGUAAAGAAAGGUUGUGCCAGAAGAAGACAGAAAGAAGAAGGUUAUUUGAAGUUAAAGAAAGCCAAAAGAAGUAAGCCUUCUAUUUAG
Molecule: messenger RNA, 2229 nt
Organism: Haliaeetus leucocephalus (bald eagle)
Lineage: Eukaryota; Metazoa; Chordata; Aves; Accipitriformes; Accipitridae
Product: chromosome unknown open reading frame, human C18orf63
Exons: 13
Coding region: 1-2229 (742 amino acids)
Source: RefSeq, a predicted model, not a curated record